Messenger RNA from Microcebus murinus (gray mouse lemur), 1303 nucleotides. RefSeq names its product transmembrane 4 L six family member 20 (gene TM4SF20). Gene Ontology annotation, cellular component: membrane. Lineage: Eukaryota; Metazoa; Chordata; Mammalia; Primates; Cheirogaleidae. The record is from RefSeq and is a predicted model, not a curated record.
CCGCACACCCACAGUCACGCUGACGAGGCUCCUACCUGGACGGGGAGGCCAUGACCUGCUGCGAGGGAUGGACGUCCUGCAACGGGGUCUGCCUGCUGAUCCUCCUGAUCUUGGGAGUAGCUCUCAAUGCGGUGCCUCUGAUUUUCAACUUAAUUGAGGAAGACCGAUUUCCUCAAAAUCCCAUCUCUUGCUUUGAGUGGUGGUUCCCAGGAAUCAUAGGAGCAGGUUUCAUGGUCAUUCCGGCCACGAUAAUGUCCCUGUCGGCAACAAAGAGAGCGUGCUGCAACAACAGAGUCGGGAUGUUUCUUUCAUCACUCUUCAAUGUAAUCACAGUCCUUGGUGCUGCGUAUUGCAUUUGGGUGUCUUUCCAGGCUCUCUUGGAAGGUCCUCUCGUGUGUAACUCUCAAGGAAACAGUACUGCCAACUGUAAAUUUUCAUUCAAAAACUUAAGUGCCGUUCAUCAAGAAUCCUUCGACUUGCAGUGGUACCUUAAUAACUCCUGCAUUAUUGAAACUCUUAAUGGUUUCAAUAACCCCACCAGCAGUGACACCAUGGCCCAACAUACAAUUAUUCACUUCUCAGUAUUUUUAGGUCUGUUGGUUGUUGGAAUUCUUGAGGUCCUGUUUGGGCUCAGUCAGAUCAUCAUUGGUUUCCUUGGCUGUCUGUGUGGAGUCUCUAAGCGAAGUCAAAUUGUGUAGUUUAAUGAGAAUAAAAUGGAAGUACUGGUAGUUUGAAUAAUUUAAGAAUUAAAUUUCAAAUACACUCUUCCAGAAGUUCAAUAAUAGAACAUUAUCUAGAAAGCUGUAUCAGUUUUUUCAGUCCAAAAAGUUGUUUUCAAAGUCAACAAAGUUGAGGUGAUUAAAAAAAAACCACCACCAACCUUUCACAGAGAAAGCAUGUUAUAAAUGCACAACACUUCCAUUCAGAAAGGAAAGAUCAUCAGUGGUUGACUUUGGGGACAGGUGGACAGAAGCUUUCAAUUAGUGUUGUAUCUUUCCAUUCUGCACUAUUUGAAUUUUCUAUCUCUAUAUUCUUGUAUGUGUGGAGUGAGGGAAAAAGGAGAAGGGGAGAAGGAGGGAGAGAGGAUGAGAAGGAACAGAAGUCAUCUUGGAAAUACAAGCAUGGAGCUUCUUUUUGUAUUUCUUUGUACUUAAAAAGAAAUAUAUAACUUGAAUGUAAUUAAGCCUUUAGAUCUAGUUCCCAGCUUGCAGAAAACACUCAGACAAAUCCCAACGGUGGUAUAGUAAACAAAGAAUGGCCCUGUUUUCAAUAAAACAAAAAAAAUGUUACUUAAAAAAAAAAA